UCGCUGCAUGAAAACGCACUAUCUUUGAUUCCACAUUGAUGGAUUAUCUCGAUAUUUAUUUUUCGUAUUUUAAACGAUGCCUUCUGUUUUACGAAAAAUAUAAAUACUGAAAUUAUCAUUCCUAUCAAACUGCACUAAAUACUUUUGUGUGCUAUUGUGGUAAAUUCAUCCAAAGCAAAUGGUGUACUACUCUGAGCAAAUCAACCUUCAAGGAACUGAUCCUACCAGAUGGAGAUUGCGAGUUGAUGAUUUGGGUGCCCAAAGAUGGUAUUAUCUUUCAGAGGAAGAAUCUGUCAAAGAACCCCAAACUGACUAUGUGAAAUAUUUAUUAAAUGUCGAAUCUUUUCAAAGGCACCAGUUAUAUAAAUCAGAGGAACAAAGAUCUAAAAGAACUCCUUUUCAGGCUGCAAUUGAUGGUGCUAAUUUUUUUAAAUUGUUACAGGAUCCCUCUGGUGUCUUUCCAACUCAAUAUAAAGGGCCGAUGUUUAUGAGCAUUGGUUACAUUGCUGUUAGCUACUUCACAAAAUCUGUUAUCCCUGAGGCUACAAGGCUUGAGUUAAUCAGAUAUAUUGUUAAUUGUGCACAUCCUGUUGAUGGUGGUUGGGGACUACAUAACUCAGAUAAAUCGACUUGUUUCGGCACAACCUUGAAUUAUAUCUCAUUAAGAUUGCUAGGAUUGCCUUCUGACCAUCCAAGUUGUGUCAAAGCAAGAAAUACUUUGUUAAGACUUGGUGGUGCUGUUAGAAAUCCUCAUUGGGGGAAAGCGUGGUUAUCACUUUUGAAUUUAUAUAAAUGGGAAGGUGUCAAUCCAGCUCCACCUGAAUUAUGGCUAAUGCCCUAUGAUUACAAUCCACUACAUCCUGGAAAAUGGUGGGUUCACACUAGAGCAAUUUACUUGCCAUUAAGUUAUCUUUCCACUAAUAAAAUCCAGUGUGCUUUGGAUCCUUUGCUAAUAGAUAUCAGAUCAGAAAUAUAUAACAAAGAUUAUGACAAAAUCGACUUUUCCAAACAAAGAAAUAAUGUUUGUGGUGUGGAUUUAUAUUAUCCUCAUAGUAAAGUGCUAGAUGUAAUGAACAGUUACAUUGUCUUUUAUGAAAAAUUUUUAAGACCUAAAGCACUUUUAUCCUGUUCCAAUAAACGUGUAUACGAUCUAAUCAAGAAAGAAAUCAAAAAUACUGGUGAUUUAUGUAUUGCUCCUGUCUCUUUUAGUUUCAAUGCAAUUGUUCUAUAUCUUGAAGAAGGAAAAAAUUCAAGGGCCUUUCAAAACUUUUAUAACGGGUUUAUUGAUAUAUUAUCACUUGGUCCUUUAGGAAUGACUGUCACUGGAACUAAUGGAUCUCAAGUGUGGGACUCUUCCUUUUUUGUGCAGUAUCUUUUACAAGCAGGCUUUGGAGAUUAUCCCGAGUUUCAUGAAAUAAUUUUAAAAUCAUAUAAAUUUCUUAUCAGAUCACAAUUUACUGAAGAUUGUGUUCAAGGUUCAUUUAGAGAUCCUAGGAAGGGAGCAUGGCCAUUUUCUACAAAAACGCAAGGUUAUACAGUCAGUGAUUGUACCGCUGAAGCUUUAAAAGCAAUUAUUAUGGUCAGAAAUCAUCCAAAUUUUCAACAAUAUAAAAGUCUUAUUAAAGAUGAAGAAUUAUAUCCAGCUAUUGAUGUUUUAUUAUCUUUGCAAAAUUUGGGAGAUCAUGAAUAUGGUUCAUUUUCAACAUAUGAAAAAAUAAGAGCACCUUUGUUACUAGAAAAACUAAAUCCUGCUGAAAUAUUUAAUAACAUAAUGGUUGAAUAUCCCUAUGUUGAAUGCACAGACUCUUCAGUUCUCGGUUUAACUUAUUUUAGAAGAUAUUUUGAUUAUCGCAAAAAAGAUAUUGAUUUUGCAAUUGAGCAAGCAAUAAAUUAUAUUGUUAAUGCUCAACUUCCUGAUGGUAGUUGGUAUGGCUGCUGGGGGAUAUGUUUUACUUAUGCAGGUAUGUUUGCUUUGGAAGCUUUAUCCACAAUAAAUAAAAAUUAUGCUAAUGAUGAAACAGUUAAAAAAGGUUGUGAUUUUUUUAUUUCCAAACAACGUGAAGAUGGUGGUUGGUCUGAGACUAUGAAAAGUUCUGAAACUCACACAUAUAUUGAAGAUAAUAAAAGUUUAGUUGUUCAAACUGCGUGGUGUGUAAUUGGUUUGUUACUAGCAGGUUAUCCAGAUAUUGAGCCUAUCAAGAGAGGUAUCAAGUUAAUAAUGGAUUUACAAUUGAAUAGUGGUGAGUGGCUUUUUGAUGGGAUAGAAGGUGUUUUCAAUCAUUCUUGUGGUAUUGAAUAUCCUAACUACAAAUUUUUAUUUCCAAUCAAGGCUCUUGGACUUUUUAAAAAUAGAUAUGGUGAUCUUCCUUUAAGUUCUUUAUAAAUCUAUAUUUCCCUAUAUUUUCUUAUAUAUUA
This is a messenger RNA of Ascoidea rubescens DSM 1968, 2415 nucleotides long. RefSeq names its product lanosterol synthase ERG7 (gene ERG7). The record is from RefSeq and is a predicted model, not a curated record. Bases 179 to 2383 code for a protein of 734 amino acids. Gene Ontology annotation, molecular function: lanosterol synthase activity. Gene Ontology annotation, cellular component: lipid droplet. NCBI's taxonomy places the organism in Eukaryota, Fungi, Ascomycota, Saccharomycetes, Ascoideales, Ascoideaceae. The transcript has a single exon. Gene Ontology annotation, biological process: ergosterol biosynthetic process; triterpenoid biosynthetic process.